Messenger RNA from Scatophagus argus, 2825 nucleotides. It is a transcript of the gene grhl3, whose product is annotated as grainyhead-like transcription factor 3. Gene Ontology annotation, cellular component: nucleus. Bases 154 to 1884 code for a protein of 576 amino acids. The transcript has 15 exons. The record is from RefSeq and is a predicted model, not a curated record. Gene Ontology annotation, biological process: regulation of transcription by RNA polymerase II. Gene Ontology annotation, molecular function: RNA polymerase II cis-regulatory region sequence-specific DNA binding; DNA-binding transcription activator activity, RNA polymerase II-specific. NCBI's taxonomy places the organism in Eukaryota, Metazoa, Chordata, Actinopteri, Scatophagidae.
UUCUCUCAAGGAAUCACAACACUUGACUCAUCUGUGUGUCACUGCUCUCCUCUGCUAGACUGACAGACUCACCAACACACAGAGGGAAAACACACACAAACAGAAGAAGAAGAGAAUUAAAGGAACCUAUUCCGGCUGACUUGGAUUGGAGACAUGACCAAAGAGACUGAGACUCUGGGACUGGUCUUUCAGAGUGAGAACUUUAACUAUAACCGUUUCACUAACCAUAUAAUGGACUCCUGGUCCUACCUGGAGAGCCCUGUCCCUGAGCAGACCCACCCCAAACCCAGACUGCACCCUGGAGAUGAUCUGACAGCUUUGACCAUGCUAUAUGAGCAGUGCAAGAACCAGAAAGAGCAGAAGAUUGUUGCCUGCAACCGCGCUGGCAACAUCUGCAAGACAGACAGGACUCCAACCAACCCCAAUGAGUUUGUUUCACUGGAGACGACUGCCAAUGUCAUGAAGAUCAUCUCUGAAAGCGUUCCUUUGAGCCAUCCCCAAGAGGUCUUGGGAUCCAAACCGAACACCUCGCUGCCCAUUUCCGUUCCCACCACCUCAGACUCCUACGCCACCCUGACCAGCGUCGUAGCGGACUCUUACGACAAACAGGAGUUCAACAGCAUCUUUGACUCCCUGUUGCAGAAGUGGCCUGAGCCCGGUGCUUUCCCCGACCCCAGCACUGAGACACUUCCUUACAGCGAUCCUUUUCCUGAGGAGCAGUGCAGCCCAGGCUACUCUGGCUCCUAUGCCGGCUCCCCACCAGAGAGAUUCAGAAGUGAGUUCCAGUUUUCCCUGGGAGCUCCUCUGGCUUCUUCUUACAAGUCCAAUGAGCUGCCCAUGGUCUACCUGAACAAGGGCCAGUUCUACCCCAUCACUCUCCAUGGAGUGGACAGCAGUGCCUGCCGCAGUGCCACCAAACUCAAGACGGUAGUGAUGGCUGUAUUUGAGAAUGACAAGAGUCCAGAAACGCAACUCCGCUUUUGGAAUCACUGGCAUGCGCGUCAGCCAACCGUAAAGCAGAGGGUUAUUGACAUUGCUGACUACAAAGAGGUGUACAGCGGUAUUAGCAACAUCGAGGAGGUGGCCUUCAACGCUCUCUCCUUUAUCUGGAACCCCAGUGAAGAGGCCAAGGUCUACAUUGGCAUCAACUCCCUGAGCACAGACUUCUCCUCUCAGAAGGGGGUGAAGGGCCUGCCUCUAAACAUACAGAUUGACACUUACGACUACAGCUCAGGAACCAACCAUCUCAUACACAGAGCUGCGUGCCAGGUCAAGAUUUUCUGUGAUAAGGGUGCUGAGAGGAAGAUGCGUGAUGAGGAGAGGAAAAGAAGCAAAAGGAGGGGAAAGAACGAUGCUAACACCAACAAGUCUUUAGUGACCAGCUCCGUGGGCAGUGACUACACUUUCUUCAAAACACUGGAUGACCACGUCACCCAGCCAGUUCUGUUCAUUCCAGAGGCACACCUCUCCAGCUUACAGCGCAUGGCCCCUCCCAUGGACGACAACGAAAGGAGUUCCCUUAAGAGACUGUAUCAAGACAGAGACCAGAACAGCUCUCCACCAAGCAAGCAAGCCCGCAGAGAAGACCCACAAAGAGGUAGACAGAAAACUAAAAUUCUGCUGUACGUGAGGACAGGUGCUGAAGAGGUGUUUGAUGCGCUCAUGCUCAGCACGCCAACACUGUCAGGCCUGCGAGAAGCUGUUUCAGAAAAGUAUGGUAUGCAAAGAGACACCAUCGGGAAAAUCUACAAAAAAUGCAAAAGAGGUAUUCUCGUCAACAUGGACGACAACAUCAUCGAACACUACACCAAUCAGUCAGCCUUCCAAAUUGAGAUUUCCGAAGACGUUGCCGGUCAGUUCCGAGUCACUCUCAUCGAAGUAUGAGAGCCACCAUCCAAUCAGUGACCUGCUUCAUUGAAGGAAAUAACAAGUUAAAAGUGCCAGUUUAAGCCACUUCUGAAAGCACUGCCCAGUCACCUACAAUAUAAGCUGUGGACAGCCAAAACUAGUUAGAGAACUGAAGAGACUUUUCCAAUUUACCCAAACUCGGUUGAAACAGUUACACCCUUUCUCGUUUUUGUAAAUACCAUUCGACACCAUCCUUAUGAUUCUGUUAUUUGAAUUUAAUAUUGUAACGUAAGAGCAAUUAUGAUAAACAGCCUGUGUAUAUAUAAUGUAAAUAGAUUUUAAUAUGACAGUGUUUUAUGGAUUAGCCAUGUGUAUGUUACAACCCAUUUUCCAUGAAUUGCUAUGUAUUUCAAUUUAUUUUUUACAGAGUUCUGUACAUGAUGUGUGUACAGUUUAUUUUCAGAGGUCGCUUGUCCUGCUGCUUCUGCUGCUUUCAGUGUAUUUAUCAUUUCUUCUACCAGCCCCAAUGGUGCGUUUCCUCAGCCACAACCCACCCAUAAUAUUUUUCACUGCCGUAAGUGUCUUCCUGAAGGUUCCAGUUAGUUUCACAACUAAAAUGGCCCGACAUCGGGUUAAAUUCACACCCAACAAGUCAAACAUUUCUGCGCAUAAGACCACAAAAGGGUUAGUAUUGGCCACCAUUUAGCCCAAAUCUGUGGACAUUUCCUGACUGUAUGGAGUUUUAUUGGACCCCCCCCCAAACCACCACCAAACUCUGAGACCUGCCAGAGGAUUUUCAUAGUGUGUGUGUGCGUGUAUAUAUGUAUGUGUGUGUAAGAUUUUCUUCCCUUAUACAUUACGCAUCAUUUCAAAACAGGCAUGUAACCCCGUAAUAUUUCAUUAUUAUACCAUGGAAAUUCUGGUUGUAUUAGCAUAUCUUGCCUCUUUUGUAAAAAAAAUAAAGAAAAUGCAUAAUA